AUAGGCUUGUUGUACAGCCGCAAGGUUCUUCUCCUUUCUCAGCGGAGUUAAAUCCAAGUUUUUAUAAAAAGUUAAAGAGUAAUGUAAUGUAAGUCUGGGUAUAGUACAGUCUGUCCCUAAAUUACGGACGUCCGUUUUAUGUUUUAAAUCGGACCUAACUUUAUAUUUUUGUAAGAAAGUAAAAAGAAGAAGAGAAGUCACCAUUGUUCGAGCUGGACCGACUAACGCUUUCCAGAUAUCCUGUUCCUGUGAGGAAGAAUUACCGAGGGCAGCUGACGAGAUUGAGGUGCGGUGACGCAAAACACACAGUGUAUGAAAGCAGCUGUGUGGACUGACACUCAGGACUCUGCAGCUCUGUCUAACACUCAUGGGGUUACCUUCCCUUGUCAACAUUCAGCAGAAGAACACACGAGCUGACCACGUUGGCUGACUUUUUGCUUGGUUUACCCUUCUCUCACCCAACUCCCUCUGACCAACGAUUUGUUUUUUUCUUUCUCAUUGGGUCUUGUUUUUGACCGCAACCAUUUUUUUGGGAACGAGACUGGGAUUUUCCCUCAUAUUAUGCACAUCGAUGGAUACCAGUGGCUCACUGGUUAGCACGCGGACUGAGGAGCAGUCCUUUCAUGUCCGCUACAGGAUGGAGGUGUCCUGCCUAGAGCUGGCGUUGGAGGGUGAGCGGCUCUGUAAGGUGGGUGACUACAGAGCAGGCGUAUCCUUCUUUGAAGCUGCCAUCCAGGUGGGCACAGAGGACCUGCAGGUGCUCAGUGCCAUCUACAGCCAGCUGGGCAAUGCCUACUUCCACCUGCAUGACUACGCUAAGGCCCUGGAGUUCCACCGGCAUGACCUCACCUUGACCAGGACAAUUUGUGACCUGCUUGGAGAGGCUAAAGCCAGUGGAAACCUUGGCAACACAUUAAAGGUAUUGGGGCGGUUUGACGAGGCUGUGGUGUGCUGUCAGAGGCACUUAGACAUCGCAAGAGACAUUAAUGACAAGGUGGGUCAGGCGCGAGCUCUGUAUAACUUUGGCAAUGUGUACCAUGCCAAAGGCAAAAGUAUCUGUUGGAGUGGAGCUGAACCUGGAGAUUUCCCAGAGGAGGUCAUGAUGGCACUGAGGAAGGCAGCUGAGUACUACGAGGCAAACUUGGCAAUAGUGAUGGAGCUUGGGGACCGCGCUGCUCAGGGUCGAACCUACGGAAACCUCGGCAACACAUACUACUUGUUGGGGAACUUUCACAAAGCUGUAGCUUCUCACCAACAGCGCUUACUCAUAGCUAGGGAAUUUGGCGACCGCUCGGCAGAGAGACGGGCAUACUGCAACCUGGGGAAUGCAUACAUCUUUUUGGGGGAGUUUGAGGUGGCAGCUGAGCAUUACAAGAGAACGCUGCAGCUGGCGAGGCAGUUGAAGGAUCGAGCUGUGGAGGCCCAGGCCUGCUACAGUCUGGGCAACACGUACACACUCCUCCAGGAUUAUGAGAGAGCCAUAGACUACCACCUCAAACACCUCAUCAUAGCCCAGGACCUCAAUGACAGGAUUGGCGAGGGACGUGCAUGUUGGAGUCUUGGAAAUGCCUACACUGCACUAGGGAACCAUGACCAAGCCAUGCACUUUGCUGAGAAACACCUGGAGAUCUGCAAAGAGACUGGAGACAGGAGCGGGGAGCUGACGGCUCGUAUGAACGUUUCCGAUCUCCAGACGGUUCUGGGUCUGAGUUAUAGCACAAAUAACUCCACCCUUUCCGAGAAUAAAGAGAUAGACUACAACCUGCAUGGAGCGAGGCCCAGGAUGAGCAGAAGACACAGCAUGGAGAACCUGGAGUUGAUGAAACUCACUCCAGACAAGAUGAAUUUUGGACCACAGCAACUAAUCCAUUCCUGUGUAUUGAAGGGUCAGAAGUGGAACAGUGACAUCCUGACCAAACAAUCCAAACCCUCCCUGGCUAAGAGCUCCUCCAAGCUCUUCUUCGUCAGCCGUCUGCGUGGGAAAAAGUACAAGGCUGGUGGUUCCAGUAAAGUCCUCCAGGACACCAGCAACACCCUGGACACCAGCCAGACACCCUUGCAGGGACCACAGAAGCGACUCAGUCCUGACAUGCUCGGUGACGAGGGCUUCUUCGACCUGCUGAGCCGUUUCCAGAGCAACCGUAUGGAUGACCAACGCUGUUCAAUACAGGAUAAGGGCAGCAGGUUAUCAUUAAGCAGUGGUCCAGAGUCGCCCCCCAGAGCGAUCAGGAAAUCUGUGUCAGAGUCUGUCAACGUCUCGGGUGGCCAAGGUCGGCGGUUAGAGGAGUCGUCAGCAGCAGGAGGAAGCCUGCCUGGUCUGAGGCUGAAUCAAAACAGCAACCAGGCCGUGCUCAGCCACCUGAUGGCCAACGCCGACAGUGCUGAGCCUGACGAUGACUUCUUCGAUAUGCUUGUCAAGUGCCAGGGGUCCCGUUUGGAUGACCAGCGCUGUGCCCCUCCCCCUCCUCCGGUCCGAGGGCCUACUGUACCAGAUGAGGACUUCUUCAGCCUCAUCAUGCGCUCUCAGGCCAAACGAAUGGACGAGCAACGCGUCACCCUGCCUUCUGCAGCAAACGCUGCAGCCAGGCCCAGCUCCAACUAAACUAAGCACUGAAGGGACAUAUUUUUUUUAAUCUCAUGAAGGUGUGGACAGUGUUGGGACUGACCAGGAUGGUCACCCAGACGAAAGCCUUGUGUCUCUUUACAUUUGUCCUUUUGGACACAACCAAGCACUGUCAGCAUAUAAUGUAGUAUACAGUAGGGAAAAAAAUCUCAAAUUAACAAGGACUUGUUUCACACAACUUGCACAACACUAAGAAACUCUCAGUAGUAUCAGGGACAAAAGUGUUGUUUUUUUUUAUUCUUGUUUGUCAUGAUUUUUUACUCCUACUAAUUUCAUUUCACCUUAUGUGUAUUUUUCAAUACACAACAGCAGUUUUGUUUGUAUUUAUUGUGCUUUUUAUGACUUAUGAUUCUGUUAACUACCGUCCCAACACACUAAAGUGGUUACACUCACAGUGGUGAUUGAGUUGAAGCUACAGCACUCUUUCCAUGUAUUUUGUAUAUAUGUGAGGGUCUUUUUGGUUUAAGAGUUUCCACUGUCAGUCAAAGGAAAUGGUAUUUUAAAAUGAUAUAAGAAUGAAUUAAAUCUCUGUACAGCCUUUCUACUCUUUUGUACUAAAUGUUUCAGCGAGGUCAGAGGAAUAAACCUCAUUCAUGUA
This is a messenger RNA of Dicentrarchus labrax (European seabass), 3221 nucleotides long. RefSeq names its product G protein signaling modulator 2 (gene gpsm2). The coding region runs from base 572 to 2602 and encodes 676 amino acids. NCBI's taxonomy places the organism in Eukaryota, Metazoa, Chordata, Actinopteri, Moronidae. The record is from RefSeq and is a predicted model, not a curated record. Gene Ontology annotation, molecular function: GTPase regulator activity; protein binding. The transcript has 16 exons.